Molecule: messenger RNA, 2047 nt
Organism: Pseudo-nitzschia multistriata
Lineage: Eukaryota; Bacillariophyta; Bacillariophyceae; Bacillariales; Bacillariaceae
Source: the annotation of a GenBank genome assembly
CACAAUGUGGGGGAGGAAUUUAUGUCAGCGGACUCACCACCAUUUACUCGAGAUCAGGAACCACUUCCCCACCGAGAUUCCCCGCCUUGACCACUAUUUGUACCUUUGAGUCGCUCCAACCGACCACGAAAUCAUCGGAAUGAUCGGAGGGGCGGACCAUCCUCCCCAUUGCGUGAAGCAGGAAGGCAGGACGAGGAAACACAAACCACCACGGGUGUGGGUGGGAAUCGUCCUUUCUGUGCUCCUCGUUGCCAACCGGUGGUGGUGGAAGGAACUACCCUCCGCGGGGAAACUCGUCGGCCACCAUCAUUACCACCACCCUAUCCAAUCUGCGAUUGCCAUUCUCGAAGAUCCAAAAGACCACAGCGGCAGUAAUCAAUCGACAACUACUCUAGAUAGUUUGGAAUCCAAGCCUAGCACCCUUUCGCUGCGGGAUCGGACUUCUCGGAACGACACGGAACCGACAGGGAACCCCUUGCUGAACGAGAUGCUUAGUGGUUCGCAACCAACGUCCGGUUUUUUCCCCAGCAGCAACAACAGGCAUAAGAAUCUCCGCUUGCAGUUUGAAACCGGAACCCGCGUGACGCUCCUCCACAUUGGGAAAACGGGGGGAUCGGCCCUGAGGCAGUUGGUGCGUUCCGCCUCGGAAUACUGUCGUUCCCACAACCACAACGGCACUGUUAGAGACAAUCCCAGCAGCCAAUCGACAGCGAUAGAGAAUCACGGGGAAGGCACCGCUGCAGAAAUCUUGCACCACCACAUGUGUGCCCUGGCCCGCGUCACCGAUUCUAGGGCCAGCGACGACGGCGAGGGGGGCGACGGAACACAAUAUCAAACCAAUGGAAAAGGAGAACCACCAGGCCGCGGCCUCGUGCACCUCGACCGGAACCUACACAAGACCCUCACCAAUUCCCAUUUCCUGGUCCCGAUCCGGAACCCGAUCGACCGUUUGGUCUCUUGGUUCCACUACGAGCGUCACUUUCAGGCCGUCCUGGGGAAACGGCGCUCGCACGCCCUCCACGACCUCGUCGAUCCCCACCGGUGCAAUUACCGGACAGUAGAAGAACUGGUUCUGGGGCACGGGGGUGCCCCGGGGGCUGGCACCAACAGCAGCAAUAGCCACAACAAUAGCAGCAAUAGCAUCCACAAAGACAUCCGAAAACGCGGGAACCGCUUUUUCGACGACUUCUUUCCGUCGGGCAUCGCCAGCGAGUAUUGCUCGAGACUCGCGAGGCAGUGCCUAGAGGGAUCCAUCCCGUGCUACGCCCACAAUUUCUUCAACUACGAAUACUACCUCGAGGACGUUCUGGUGCGGAUCCUCAUGGGCCGCUCCAGAGCUGCAAACACAACCGCAAACGCAACUUCGAACGCAACAACGGAUUCAAACAUGGACCAGGCACCCGUUCCGAGAAUCGACGUGAUCCGUGCCGAAGACUCCGCGGGCGACCUCAACCGUACCCUCCUGGAGUGGACGGGGCUCCCGGUGACCCCCGAGAUGGACUCGUUCUAUACAGUCCGUAAACCCUUUGGGGUGGACACGCACUACAGCAGCAACGAGAUAACCACCACCACCACCAGCGACAACGACGACAACGACGACCAAAGCCACAGCAGCAACGACAUCGUCGCGCAACAAAAACCACCCCCCCUCUCGGAUGCCGCGGCCUCCACCCUCUGCGGGUGGAUCUGCCCCGAGCUAUUGGCCUACGCCAAGAUCGUCUCGCACGCCUCCAACCUUUCGCAAGGCGACAAGCAGCGUACGCUGGACCGGCUGGACGAGAGCUGUGGCGGCGGCAGAGGCGAGGUUCGGAAGCUCUGCGGGGGGACCUUUUACUACCGGCGGGUCCGCAGCCAGCGCCGGCCGAGGUUCUGCGAGCCCGGCACCGGCACUACCAGAGGUCCGACCGGUGGUGAAAAUAGAAGGCAGCGACGGCUGUCCUACCUCCGAAGCGGCCAGGGAUAUCCCCCGUGCUGAUUGGAGAGGGCACACACCCGCGAGCAAUGAUACACGAUCGGCUCUCUGCUGCAAUAGAGUUUAAAAAGCUGU